CAUUAGAGAUUCGUUUAAUUCAAAUGCUAACUAUGUCGUUGAUAUGCACAUGAUGUAUACAAAAGCGCCGGGUAACCGCUCACAUAUGGAUUACAUCGCCGCUCUGAAGGUCCCACAGCGUUAUGCACAGCUUUACAGAAAACAUCUGUUAGAGAAGGGUGCUUUAGACCAGCAGUACAGUGUAGAAAAACACUCAGAUGGAACAGUGACUCUCCCAGUCUUCCCAUCUGCUCUGUGUCACCUGGAUCCUCUCACACUGCAGGACAGCUCCUGUGAAAUAGUUCAAAUACAGGCUCCUCCGCUGUCAAGAAAAAGCAAAGCGAAGCCUCAUCGAGAGAGAAUGAUUGAGGUCGUGCAGGAACUGGUGGCUAAUAAAGCAGUGAAAUGGAGUAAGGAACUUGAAGAUGACCUUCCCAGUGGAUGGCAACGGCAUGGAGAUCUGCUUCUGUUUGGUGAUGGAUGCUUUUCACAAGAAAUCUGGAAAAAAUUUGGCUCUGAGUUGUGGUUGGCUGUUGCCCAAGUUCUGGGAGUGAAGCGUCUAGCACAAAUAAAACAGAUUUCCCAGGAUGGGUGGCGAACACCAGUGGUAACAAUGCUAUUAGGAGACAACAGCUACGUAACUCACGUUGAUAACCACAUCAGGUAUGAAUUUGAUGUCACCAAGUGCAUGUUCUCCUUCGGAAACAUCACAGAGAAACUGCGAAUAUCCUCCUUUGACUGCACUGGUGAGACAGUGGUUGACCUGUAUGCAGGAAUUGGCUACUUCACCCUGCCGUAUCUGGUCCAUGCUGGUGCUGCCCAUGUGCAUGCAUGUGAAUGGAACCCAGAUGCAGUUUCAGCACUGCAAAGGAACUUGCAUAUUAAUAAAGUAGCCCAUCGCUGCACUGUGCAUCAAGGAGACAACAAACAACUGUCCCUGAAUGACCUAGCCGACCGAGUGAAUCUAGGCCUGAUACCAAGCUCUGAAGAGGGCUGGCCUGUGGCAUGCCAUGUCCUGCGGAGAGACACUGGUGGAAUCUUGCAUAUCCACAGCAACGUCACCACACCAAUUCAGCAUCAGAGUCUUCAGCCAUCCUCCAAUUCACUGAAUGAGGAAGAGAGAUCUGUAAAUGGAACUGUAAAAAUUUCUAGAGACAGAGAAGUGUGGCACAACUGGGCCAAAAACACAGCGGGCCACAUCGUCAAACUUCUGAGAGACAUCACCAGAGCUGAGUGGAGGACCAGCAUUAAGCAUAUAGAGCAUGUGAAGUCCUAUGCACCGCACAUAAAUCAUAUAGUAUUGGAUCUGGAGUGUAGACCAGUCAAAUAAGUUGACUGACAGACUUUUUGUAUGCGGCUUUUUUUUUUUUAAUGAAACAGAAUAAAAUGUUCAGACUUUGCUUGGACCAUGUACAUCAGAAUGAAAGUUAGUCACCAAUAAUAAUAAACAAAUCAUUACUGUG
Messenger RNA from Ictalurus punctatus (channel catfish), 1442 nucleotides. RefSeq names its product tRNA methyltransferase 12 homolog (gene tyw2). Gene Ontology annotation, molecular function: tRNA methyltransferase activity. The record is from RefSeq and is a predicted model, not a curated record. The transcript has 8 exons. NCBI's taxonomy places the organism in Eukaryota, Metazoa, Chordata, Actinopteri, Siluriformes, Ictaluridae. The coding region runs from base 44 to 1309 and encodes 421 amino acids. Gene Ontology annotation, biological process: tRNA methylation. Gene Ontology annotation, cellular component: cytoplasm.